This is a messenger RNA of Anolis carolinensis (green anole), 4652 nucleotides long. It is a transcript of the gene zbtb7b, whose product is annotated as zinc finger and BTB domain containing 7B. Gene Ontology annotation, biological process: regulation of transcription by RNA polymerase II; positive regulation of gene expression. Gene Ontology annotation, molecular function: DNA-binding transcription factor activity, RNA polymerase II-specific; RNA polymerase II cis-regulatory region sequence-specific DNA binding; protein binding. The record is from RefSeq and is a predicted model, not a curated record. The transcript is spliced from 3 exons. Lineage: Eukaryota; Metazoa; Chordata; Lepidosauria; Squamata; Anolidae. The coding region runs from base 1724 to 3247 and encodes 507 amino acids.
AGCCAUGUCCUUGCAGCACUCUCUCCUGACGUUUCUCCCACAUCUGUGACAAGCAUCCUCAGAGGUUGUGGAAUCUGUUGGAAACGAGGCAAGUGGGGUCAAUAUCUAUUCCUAAAAUAAUAAUAAUAAUACUUGUGUUGUCGAAGGCUUUCAUGGCCGGAAUCACUGGGUUGCUGUGAGUUUUCCGGGCUGCCUAGCCAUGUCCUUGCAGCACUCUCUCCUGACGUUUCUCCCACAUCUGUGACAAGCAUCCUCAGAGGUUGUGGAAUCUGUUGGAAACGAGGCAAGUGGGGUCAAUAUCUAUUCCUAAAAUAAUAAUAAUAAUACUUGUGUUGUCGAAGGCUUUCAUGGCCGGAAUCACUGGGUUGCUGUGAGUUUUCCGGGCUGCCUAGCCAUGUCCUUGCAGCACUCUCUCCUGACGUUUCUCCCACAUCUGUGACAAGCAUCCUCAGAGGUUGUGGAAUCUGUUGGAAACGAGGCAAGUGGGGUCAAUAUCUAUUCCUAAAAUAAUAAUAAUAAUACUUGUGUUGUCGAAGGCUUUCAUGGCCGGAAUCACUGGGUUGCUGUGAGUUUUCCGGGCUGCCUAGCCAUGUCCUUGCAGCACUCUCUCCUGACGUUUCUCCCACAUCUGUGACAAGCAUCCUCAGAGGUUGUGGAAUCUGUUGGAAACGAGGCAAGUGGGAUCAAUAUCUAUUCCUAAAAUAAUAAUAAUAAUACUUGUGUUGUCGAAGGCUUUCAUGGCCGGAAUCACUGGGUUGCUGUGAGUUUUCCAGGCUGCCUAGCCAUGUCCUUGCAGCACUCUCUCCUGACGUUUCUCCCACAUCUGUGACAAGCAUCCUCAGAGGUUGUGGAAUCUGUUGGAAACGAGGCAAGUGGGGUCAAUAUCUAUUCCUAAAAUAAUAAUAAUAAUAAUACUUGUGUUGUCGAAGGCUUUCAUGGCCGGAAUCACUGGGUUGCUGUGAGUUUUCCGGGCCGCCUAGCCAUGUCCUUGCAGCACUCUCUCCUGACGUUUCUCCCACAUCUGUGACAAGCAUCCUCAGAGGUUGUGGAAUCUGUUGGAAACGAGGCAAGUGGGGUCAAUAUCUAUUCCUAAAAUAAUAAUAAUAAUACUUGUGUUGUCGAAGGCUUUCAUGGCCGGAAUCACUGGGUUGCUGUGAGUUUUCCGGGCUGCCUAGCCAUGUCCUUGCAGCACUCUCUCCUGACGUUUCUCCCACAUCUGUGACAAGCAUCCUCAGAGGUUGUGGAAUCUGUUGGAAACGAGGCAAGUGGGGUCAAUAUCUAUCUAUCUAUCUAUCUAUCUAUCUAUCUAUCUAUCUAUCUAUCUGUGGAAUGAUGUCCAGAUUGGGAGAAAGAAAGAACUCUUUUUUUUCUGUUGGAGGCAAGUGGGAAUAGAUGUGGGCGAAAUGUCAGGAGAGAGUGCUUCUGGAGACAUAGCUGGAAAUUUUUUUACAGGAACCCAGUUUAAUUUAAUAUAAUAAUAUAAUAUAUAGUAUAAGGCCUUGGCCUUGCUCCCUUCCCUUGAAGGAGGAAGGGAAAGAAAGAAAGAAAGAAAGAAAGAAGGAGGGAAGAAAGGAAGGAAGGAAGGAAGGAAGGAGAAAAAAGCAGGUGACGAAAGAGAGAAAAGAAGAAAUAGAAGCGAGAAUCAGGAAGGAGAAGUAGGUCAGGCCUGGCUGCCAUUGCCAUUGCCAUUGACGUUGCUGUGGCUGCUCUUGCAUUGGACCCUAUGGGCACCGGGUGCGGUGAGGCCAUGGGGAGCCCCGAGGACGACCUGAUUGGCAUCCCCUUCCCGGACCACAGCAGCGAGCUCCUGGGCCGCCUGAACGACCAGCGCCGCCGCGGCCUCCUGUGCGACGUGACGCUCCGGGCUCAGGGCUCCGAGUUCCGCUCCCACCGGGCCGUCCUGGCCGCCUGCAGCCGCUACUUCCAGCGCCUCUUUGCCGGGCCGGGCCUCGCGGGCGGCGUCUGCGAGCUGGACUUUGUGGGGGCCGAGGCCCUGAGGGCCCUGCUGGACUUUGCCUACACGGCCACCUUGACCAUCAGCGCCGGGAGCCUGGGCGAGGUCUUGCACGCCGCCCGCGUCCUGGAGAUCCCGUGCGUCAUCUCGGCCUGUGUCGAGAUCCUCCAAGGCAACGGCCUGGAAGCGCCCGUCCCCGAUGACGCCGCUAGGGAGCGCGCCCGGCGGUAUUUGGAAGCCUUUUCCACCUUCGAGGGGGAUUUAGCCGAGCCCCCUGCCCGAUUGCCGGCCCCUCGGCGGAGCAAGAAGACCCGCAAGUUCCUCCAGACGAAAGGGUCCCGCAUCAACAACCACGUCCUGGAGCUCUCGCCGUCACCGUCGCCGUCCUCAACGGAGCGGCCCAGCCCGCCCAACCAGGCCUCUCCGGCGCCGGGCCACCCACACGAGGACGACGACAGGGAGGCCCUCAUCGUCGCCCCGUCGCCGUGCCCGUUCCCGUACCCGUUCCCCUUGCGGCUCUCGCCGGAGGAGCUGCCCUCGGACGACGACGAGCCCCUCGACCCGGACGUCCUGCCCCGCUUCCUGCGCAACCUCACCCCCGAGGGGGGUCGCGUCGUCGUGGCCGCCGGCGGUCUGGAGUCUCCGGACAAGCUGGUACGGAAGCGGCGCUCGCAGAUGCCGCAGGAGUGCCCCGUCUGCCACAAGGUCAUCCACGGGGCAGGGAAGUUGCCUCGCCACAUGCGCACCCACACCGGGGAGAAGCCCUUCGCCUGCGAGGUCUGCGGGGUGCGGUUCACACGAAACGACAAGCUGAAGAUCCACAUGCGCAAGCACACGGGGGAGCGCCCCUACUCCUGCCCGCACUGCCCGGCCCGCUUCCUGCACAGCUACGACCUGAAGAACCACCUGCACCUGCACACGGGGGCUCGGCCCUUCGAGUGCGGCCUGUGCCACAAGGCCUUCGCCAAGGACGACCACCUUCAGCGACACCUCAAGGGCCAGAACUGCCUGGAGGUGCGCACCCGGAGGAGGCGGCGCGGGGAGGCCCUGUCCCCCUCCGGCGCCCCAGCGCCGCCGCCACCCCCUCCGGCCAACGCCCCCGCCGGACCCCUUGACCGCCCCGGAUUGACCAACGGAGGGGCUGAGGAGGAGGAGGAAGAGCAAGGGACACUCGCGCUGGCCCACGGCUACUGGGAUCAGGGCCGCCGGGUGGAGGAGGAGGAGGAAGAAGAGGAGGAGGAGGAGGAGGAAGAGCAGGGGGAGGGCAGGGCGCUCGCCCUCCAAAGGGCCUAGGAGUGACCUUCAAAGUGACCCUCGCUUGGCCUCAAUGUGACCCUGGAUAGUCCACGGAGUGACCUCUCAAAGUGACCCUAGCUAGGCCUUGAGUGACCCCCACUAAGCCUCGGAGUGACCCCUCAAGUGAACCUCAGAGUGACCCGUGAAAGGUCUCAGAGUGACCCUUCAAAGUGACCCGAACUAGGCCUUGAGUGACCCUCGCUUCACCUUGAGUGGCCCUCAUUGAACAAACGUGACCCUUGAUAGGCCUCAGAGUUACCCUUGCUUGGCCUCGAGUGACCGUCACUGGGUCUCAAAGUGACCCUUCCAAGUCACCCUUGUUAGGCUUUGAGUGACCCUCACUGGGCCUUGAGUGACCCUUGAUGGGCCUCAGAGUGACCCCUCAGAGUGAUCCCUCAGAGUGAUCCUCUCUAGGCCUCAGAGUGACCCUUGAUGGGCCUCGGAGUGACCCUUCAAAAUGACCCCCACUGGGCCUCGGAGUGACCCUUGAUGGCCUCGGAGUGCUCCCUCAAAGUGACCCUCAUUGGGACUUGAGUGUUCCUUGAUGGCCUCCGAGUGACCCCUCAAAGUGACCCUCAUUGGGCUUCGAGUGACCCUUGAUGGCCUUGGAGUGACCCUCACUGGGCUUCGAGUGACCCUCUCUAGGCCUUGAGUGACCCUUCAGAGUGACCCUCGCUUGCCCUCAAGUGACCCUUGGCCUGGUCACUCCUUCCAAGGGCGUUGCCCCGGCGCACUAUGUCUCCCAUUGGCCACGCAUCCUGGACUUACAUUACACUCAGGAUAUGGUUGCAAGCCAAGCGGGACUCUUUCCUUCCCAGAGAGGAAGGCAACCAAUAACAAUAAUGAUGAUGAUGAUGAUGAUCAACAUGUAAAGCUUUAAAGACUGGCGAAGAAGCCUCGUUUUGGGGGCUCAGGCUUGCAGACCCUUGCAAUACGAUUGCAGAAGUUUUGGGGGGAAAUUGGGGAAUUUUUAAUGGUGCGUUGCUGCCCCCUGCUGGCGACAGCACUGCCUUGUGCAAAGGCGCACUUGCAUACACAUGGUGUGUGUGGGUAUAUAUAUAUACACACAUGCAUAUGUAUAUAUAUGCAUAUAUCUAUGCACACACACAUAUGCAAAGGAUGAAUGGCACACUUACAUACACGUGUGUGUAUAUAAAUAUAUAUACACACAUGCAUAUAUAUAUAUAUGCAUGCACACAUAUACAUAGAACGAAUGGCACACUUACAUACACACAGUGUGUGUGUAUAUAUAUAUAUACAUGCAUAUAUAUAUAUAUAUAUAUAUAUAUAUAUAUAUAUAUAUAUAUUCACACACAUACACAUGCAAAGGAUAAGUGGCACACUUACACACGUGUGUAUAUACAUAAUGAAUGACACACUUACAUACACAUAUAUAAGUGUG